AUGAACAACAAGAAGGAAUGGAAUGUCCACGCUCGUUUCGGAACGCUGUCCGAUUACUUCGCUGAGCUGGAUCGAUCACUUCGCGUUGACCAGAAAUCACUGCCUGUUUUAUCUGGAGAUUUUUUCACUUAUUCAGAUCGAGAUGAUCACUACUGGAGUGGUUACUUCACAUCUCGACCGUUUUAUAAGCAAAUGGAUCGUACGCUUUUACACCAGCUGCGAGCUGCUGAAAUUGCGUUUUCAUUGCGUUCGAUGAAUGGUGGCUCGCUUUAUAGUAGCGCAUUCGGUAGUCUUGUGGAAGCAAGGAGAGCAUUGUCAUUAUUCCAACAUCACGAUGGUGUAACUGGUACGGCAAAAGAUUAUGUUAUGAAAGAUUAUGGAAACAAAUUUGUCGUUCUGUUCAACACACUGUCGCGAUCAAGAAAUGAACCUGUAUGCAUUCGAGUGGAUUCGUUACGUGCUGCAGUGAAAGCUCCCAAUGGAAAAGAGAUUCGGCAACAAUUGUCACCUGUAUUUGAACUUCAAAAUUCCCAUUUGGUAGCAAGCAAAAAUUACGAGCUUUGUUUCGUCGAUCAAUUGAAUGCGUUUGGAGUGAGCGUUUACGAGGUGAUUGAAAAACCAGACAAUAAGGGAUCUCUUGCGACAGUCAUGGCUGCGAGCAACUCAGCAGUGAGCGGUUUUGAUUUCGAGGCGAUCAAAGGAGAGAAGUUUUUGCUGAAAAAUGAGCAACUUGAGGCAAUCUUUAGCGCUGCUACCGGCUUUUUGCAGUCUGUAUUACCUAACAAUCAUCGAGAAAUAGUAGUGGAUCUUCACUUUGUACAUUAUGGCGCACGGGAUAAUAGGAAAAAA
Messenger RNA from Ostertagia ostertagi, 849 nucleotides. The record is from the annotation of a GenBank genome assembly. Lineage: Eukaryota; Metazoa; Nematoda; Chromadorea; Rhabditida; Trichostrongylidae.